Molecule: messenger RNA, 736 nt
Organism: Drosophila takahashii
Lineage: Eukaryota; Metazoa; Arthropoda; Insecta; Diptera; Drosophilidae
Source: RefSeq, a predicted model, not a curated record
UCAGAAAAAUUAGAAAAAGUCAGAAAUAUCAUAAAUAUCUCUCUCUAUAUCUGUCCGAAGAAUAAGUGGUGCGGAAUCGUCAGAUCGAAAACUCUCAGUUGCAAUGUUAGCGACCGGUUUAACUAGUUCCGUAGUAGAGAUUGCAACUACUGCAAGAACACAAAACAAAUAAAUAUCGUAAUCGCAUCAGGGAUUUCAUUCAUUCAGUGCAUUUCAGCAAAUUGAAUUAGAAUGAUCAGAGUCAAUGCGUGCCUGUUGGUGUUUGUAUUGCUUGUUUUAUAUAUCCAUCGGAAUAAUGCGUCCACCAAAGUGCUCUACGAAUUCCACAUUAAAGAGGUUUACGGGACCCGAGAUGAAAAGGGAGAGCUCGUGGAUAAUUCCGAGGAACCUGGCGAGAAACCCCAACUGAUCAUCACGGGCACACGCACAUCCUCAACGCUUUUGCAGGGCAAUGAGAAAAACUACGCCUAUGUGGAAACGUCCAUCUAUGUGGCCGACAACAGGGGCUAUCAUGUCAAGUACAACUAUUCCUUGAAUCCCGUGGAAUUGGAUCCACGUCUCAACGGACAAACCCUUAAAUCCACCAUUGGUUAGGCGGCACAUCAAGUAUUAACAUAGUGACUAAGAAGUAGCUGUAGCGAAUACUUACUACAUUAUUUAUUCCCACUCAAUGCAGACGGAAAGUGAAAAGUUCUCAUAGCGCCAUUGCAAAUAAUAAACGCAACUUUGAAAGCAA